UUCAGGGCGCGUUUCUUGCAGCCGCCAUUUCGUCCCCGCCCGGGGGUUGGGCGCAGUGGCUUCUCAUUUUUUGAGCCCCGUUGGUGCUGUUUACCAGCUCUAGUCACAGAGAAGUCGUUUAACCUUUCGGACCCUCGCUUUAUGAAUCUGUAAACAUUGGGCCGUCUUUGUUGUGGGGAUUAAAUGAGAUGUGGUGGGGUUUCAUCAUAGGCACCCUUAACGUGAGCCCAAUAAUUCUCAGAUUAAAUAGGGCGGAAGGUCUCCAGCCACCGUUCCACGCGAGCGGGAGGAGGCGGGAGACUGGACUCUGUGCUCUCGGCCGGUUCUCAGCCUCUCAUUGUGUGUUUCUUGGGAGGCUGACUGGGUUCUAGUGUUUGCUUUUUAAGCUAGAUUCCAGUGUUUUAAGAUGCCUCUUUUCCGCAUAACACGACCCACCUGAAGGCAGUCUAACCAUUUCAUCUGGCGCCCAACCGAAGAAACAGAUAUCCCUUCCCAUGCUGGAAGAAAAAUGAGCUUACUUAAGGAGGGGCAGUGUGUCCAUCUCCAACGUGGCACGGGCUCAGGAGCUGCUGGCCCAGGAGGCUCAAAGUUCUUGACGGUGGAGAACAGACCUCCAAAGCGAUGAUACCAUGAAAGGGUCAACGCCGAGCUUGGGCGGCCAGGGGCGGACUCCAGAGCAGCCGGGUCGAUCCCGACCGGGAGCUCGACUUUCAGAAGAGAGACGCCCCAGCAAGCCUCUUUAGGGGAGUUCUCCAGCUCCUCACCUCCAUGGGCCAGACAGCCUCGGCAGGGGGCGGCAGCAGCAGCACCCACACCCCGCAGGCCCUGUACCCUGACCUGUCUUGUCCCGAGGGCUUGGAGGAGCUGCUCUCGGCUCCCCCUCCUGACCUGGGGGCCCAACGGCGCCACAGCUGGAACCCCAAGGACUGCUCAGAGAACAUCGAGGUCAAGGAAGGGGGGUUGUGCUUUGAACGGCGGCCCGUGGCCCAGAGCACUGAUGGGGCCCGGGGUAAGAGGGGCUACUCGAGGGGCUUGCACGCCUGGGAGAUCAGCUGGCCCCGGGAGCAGAGGGGCACCCACGCUGUGGUGGGCGUGGCCACGGCCCUGGCGCCGCUGCAGGCUGACCACUAUGCGGCGCUGCUGGGCAGCAACAGCGAGUCGUGGGGCUGGGACCUUGGGCGCGGGAAGCUGUACCAUCAGAGCAAGGGGCCCGAGGCCCCCCGGUAUCCAGCCAGACCGCAGGGUGAGCAGCUGGAGGUGCCGGAGAGGCUGCUGGUGGUUCUGGAUAUGGAGGAGGGAACUCUGGGCUACGCUAUUGGGGGCACCUACCUGGGGCCGGCCUUCCGCGGACUGAAGGGCAGGACCCUCUAUCCAGCAGUAAGCGCUGUCUGGGGCCAGUGCCAGGUCCGCAUCAGCUACCUGGGCGAAAGGAGAGGUGAGGCCUGGGGCAGGUGUGGGGAGAGUAAGUUCUGUCACGGGGGUCUGUGGUUUUGGGAUGGAAGCUCAACGCCUUACAAGAGCAGAGGGAACUGGCCUUCAUCUGACCCGUCUCCUACCCCUAUUCAGUGCCAGGAAUGGCUAAGAGUCUUCACAGCUGUUACCUAACUCAAUCUUCCUAACAGCCAUAGAGGUAAAAGUAAGGCUUGGGAAAGCAACUUGCUAGUGAGAGGUGAACCCUCAGAAUGGAGUGAAGCCCUGUGGGGAUUAGGGCUUCACAGGAGAGAUCAGCCCGUGGAGCAAGAGGUGCAAAGGGUUAGAUUUGUCCUGGGCUAGGUGUACAAGUCCCAGAGGAAGAGGACUGGCGGUGCCAGGCGCCCAGGGUGUGUACCCGGCUCACUGGGCUCUGACUCUGACACAUACCUACUUCCUUCCUCAGUCGAACCCCAGGAAGGAGCCGUUGAGGUCCAGGCACCUGGAAGAGCAGUGAAGGAGGCAGGGCCUUGGGGCUGAGCGG
Balaenoptera ricei (Rice's whale) is the source of this 1954-nucleotide messenger RNA. RefSeq names its product splA/ryanodine receptor domain and SOCS box containing 2 (gene SPSB2). Bases 769 to 1605 code for a protein of 278 amino acids. NCBI's taxonomy places the organism in Eukaryota, Metazoa, Chordata, Mammalia, Artiodactyla, Balaenopteridae. Gene Ontology annotation, biological process: intracellular signal transduction; proteasome-mediated ubiquitin-dependent protein catabolic process; protein ubiquitination. Gene Ontology annotation, cellular component: SCF ubiquitin ligase complex. The record is from RefSeq and is a predicted model, not a curated record. The transcript is spliced from 3 exons. Gene Ontology annotation, molecular function: protein binding.